This is a messenger RNA of Pseudocercospora fijiensis CIRAD86, 751 nucleotides long. RefSeq lists its product as uncharacterized. The record is from RefSeq and is a predicted model, not a curated record. The transcript has a single exon. NCBI's taxonomy places the organism in Eukaryota, Fungi, Ascomycota, Dothideomycetes, Mycosphaerellales, Mycosphaerellaceae. The coding region runs from base 121 to 732 and encodes 203 amino acids.
AAUUUCAUCUCUUUCCGCGCACGAGUCAGUGUGAUAGAACACCAGGUCAUAAAAGUCGAAUAUCACAUCUCCAGUUACUUCUCUUCCUCCGCGUAACCCACGUCAACACCACCAUCCAUCAUGUCCUCUCGAACCCCCACUCCCGAACCCCAACCCCAACAGCAGUACCCCGGCGACGACAUCCUCCCCGACGCGCAAAUCAUCCACGACCAAAAACGCACCAUCAAAGCCCCCGCCUCAGAAAUCUUCCCCUGGUUACGCCAAUUGGGAAAAGGACGAGGAGGCUGGUAUUUGCCGUCGAAAUUCGAAAAAAUCCUACCACCAAACCUCCGCGCUUCGAGAGUCAUCGACGAGCGCUGGCAGGGUAUGGUCGAAGGGGAUAAAAUCCCGGACUACGGCUUCAGUAAACAUGAUUAUUUCCUCGUGAAGAAGGUUGAAAUCAAUCGAUCGAUUGUGUUUUUGUCGUCCCGGGGUGGGUUUGUGUAUACUUGGGCGCUGCUUUUGCAGGAGUUGAAUGGGUCGGAUCCGGAGCCGGAGACUUUGGUGCAUUUGAGGUUGAGGGGGAGGGUUCAGGCGACGGGGUGGAAGCAAAAGGCUUUGGUGAAGGGGGGUGAGGUUUUGGAUGCGGCGGCUGCGGCGCCGUUGUUGUCGGGGAUUGCGGAUCGGUGUGAGAAGAAGGUUGAGAGGCCGGCGGCGAAGUUGGAGAAGGCUGAGAAGCGGAGAUCGGGGUGAGAGGUGGGCUUUUUGCGAU